CUCGCGCUCUCUUUUUAUCCAAUCUAUCUGUCUAUCUAUCUAUCUAUCUGAUUCUGAGUUGCUUAAGACUAGGGUUUUUGCUUUUUCCAUGGCUCACAAAAUUUCCCACUAUUUUACUGUUCUCUUUGUUUUCAGGGGACUUGUAAACAGUGUUAUCGUCUUCAAUUUCUUCUCUGGGAGCCCCAAUUAGUGCAAAUCAAGUUUUUGAUUGAGUGAAGCUGAUUCGGACAGUAUGGAUGGAGGUGUGGUUGAUGAAGUGAAUGCCGUGGAUGGUGCACACCUCCAAAGUAAGGAUAGCGAGUACUCAUUGAAGUCCAGUAGCUCCAGUAUGCUGGAAUUGCGUCAGACGGUUAUACCUGGUAAGGUUGACGAUGGAAGGACGCCCCAUGUGUUUGAAGGUGAUUUAGAUGGUAAGAUUCUAGACAUAAUUAGUGUAUCAGAACAUUCCUGUGCUGGCCCUCCUUCCAUGGAUGAUGCUGUAGAAGAAUUAACACUCAGAAAUUAUGAUAGUGGGAACUUAGCUAUAGUUGGUGCUUCAACCAAUAGAGAUAGAAUGCAGACUAAGCAGAAUCCGUGGCAGCAUUUGUAUCAAAUAGUAGGUGGAUCGGGAGGCGGGAGCUCCUGUGGGAAUACUGCUUAUGGGGACACCGAUCGAGCAGUAUCCAGUGUUUGGGAGGAUACGGGGAAUACAGUUUUUCCAGAGCUAUUGGGUGACAAACCACCAAAUGACAAUUCGCCAAGUAAUGAAAAUAAACCUUUAUCAAGCAAUACAGUAUUAUCUCCCAGAGGUAUCAGAACAAAAAUUCUGUCUAAAUCUGGGUUUUCUGAGUACUUUGUUAAAAGUACAUUGAAGGGGAAGGGGGUCAUCUGUAGGGGCCCAGCUCGAGUAGCAUCUUCUGUUGAGUUUGGGGCCCAGACUUAUUCGAACGCUGCUGGUGACACUACAAUACAUUCUGAUGCACCAUUGAAUUUGACUGCUGAGAUUGUGGUGCCUCCUUCCCAUAGUAUUGCUGAGACUUCUCCCAACUUCUGCUCCAAUGCUUUCCAUAGUGGGGUCAGUUUGAGAGAGUGGCUGAAAGGUGGACAGAAUAAGGGGAAGAAAGUCAAGAGUUUGUAUAUAUUUAGGCAAAUUGUGGGUAUAGUGGAUUUCUCUCAUUCUCGAGGAAUGUCCUUGCAAGAUUUACGGCCAUCCUGCUUCAAGUUGUCGCCAUCGGAUCAGGUUAUUUACCUUGGUUCAAUGGGUCAGAAAGGAAUGGUGGAGAAUGUUAUGGCUCAAGGCAUUCGCCAAUCAGGAAGUGAUAAAAAUGAGACAGGGCCUUUAGAAUGGGAUAUGUCUCCUGUUGUUAGUCAAUGGGCAAAGAAACGGAAGUUUGAGGAGAACACGAACUUUGCUAGACAGUGGCUUCGGUUUCCAUUAAGUUCUGGCAUCAAAUCCGCAACUUCAAAUGAUGUUAAUGCCAAAAUUGCUGCUCCACAAGUCUCUAUGAGUAGAUUUGACGAUGGGAAUAAACCUAGAACAGAAUAUAACACCCUGAAGAAGUCCACCAGCUCUAAUGUUUCUAACACAUCACAACCGUUGUCAAUUUUCAGUGACCCAAUUGAAGAGAAGUGGUAUACUAGCCCUGAGGAGCUCAGUGAGAGGUGCUGUGCAUUUUCAUCAAAUAUCUACAGUCUGGGGGUUCUUCUGUUUGAGUUACUUAGCUCUUUUGACUCUGCAAGGGCUCAUGCUGUCGCGAUGUUAGAUCUGCAUCAUAGGAUCCUUCCUCCAAAUUUCCUGUCAGAAAAUACCAAGGAAGCUGGAUUUUGUCUUUGGCUGCUCCAUCCUGAACCUGCAUCACGGCCAACAACCAGGGAAAUCCUACAAUCUGAACUUAUAAGUGGAGUUCAGGAAUUAUGUGAGGAUGAGUUAUCAUCAUCCUCUAUUAACGAAGAGGAUGCCGAAUCAGAAUUAUUAGAAGAUUUCCUUGUGUUACUUAAAGAACAAAAACAGAAGGAUGGCUCCAAGUUAGUGGAAGAAAUUAGGUGCUUGGAAGCAGAUAUAAAAGAGGUUGAGAAACGCCAGACUAACAAAUCUUCAGUUCUUUCUUGCUUAUCUAAGGAGUCCCUCACUGUAAGGGGGAACAGUUUCCGUCAUCAAGAACAUUCUAGUUCAGAGGUAAAAUCCUCAUCCUCCCCUGCAUCUGAUAGUGAAAUGAGGUUGACGAGGAAUAUCAGUGAGCUUGAAAGUGCUUACUUCUCGAUGAGAUCCAGUGUUCAUCUUUCUGAUAAUGCCGCAGCAACACGUGCUGAUAAAGAACUGUUAGAAAAUCGAGAAAACUGGCAUCAGUCAUGGAAGGACAAAGAGAAACACAGAUCCACUGAUCGCCUAGGGGUCUUCUUUAAUGGUUUGUGCAAGUAUGCUCGCUACAAUAAGUUUGAACUACGAGGGUUAUUAAGGAAUGGAGAUUUUAGUAAUUCUGCAAAUGUCAUAUGCUCUUUGAGCUUCGACCGUGAUGAGGACUAUUUUGCUGCUGCUGGGGUAUCCAAGAAAAUAAAGAUAUAUGAGUUUAAUGCACUCUUCAAUGAUUCUGUCGGCAUUCAUUGUCCCGUAAUUGAGAUGUCAAACAAAUCAAGGCUCAGCUGCAUUUGCUGGAAUAGCUAUAUCAGGAACUAUCUUGCUUCAACCGACUAUGAUGGUGUGGUGAAGUUAUGGGAUGCGGGAACUGGUCAAGGUUUUUCUCAAUUCAUUGAGCACAAUAAAAGGGCUUGGUCUGUUGACUUUUCUCAAGUGGAUCCCACAAAAUUAGCUAGUGGAAGUGACGAUUGUUCUGUCAAACUCUGGAGGAUUAACGAGAAGAACAGUUUAUGCACAAUAAGGAAUAUUGCAAAUGUCUGCUGUGUUCAGUUCUCUUCUAACUCCUCUAAUUUGUUGGCUUUUGGCUCUGCGGAUUACAAAACCUAUUGCUACGAUGUUCGGAAUGUUUCAACACCCUGGUGUAUAUUGACUGGCCAUGAAAAAGCUGUUAGCUAUGUGAAAUUCUUGGACUCUGAAACCCUUGUUUCUGCAUCUACCGACAACACACUAAAGCUUUGGGACCUCAAUAAAACCAGUUCCAGUGGUUUAUCAACCAAUGCUUGCAUCUUAGCCCUCAGAGGCCAUACUAACGAGAAGAACUUUGUGGGUUUAUCUGUUGCUGAUGGAUACAUUGCAUGUGGUUCAGAGACAAAUGAGGUGUUUGCUUAUUAUAGAUCUCUGCCUAUGCCGAUCACUUCCCACAAAUUUGGUUCCAUUGAUCCUAUUUCUGGAAAAGAGACUGAUGAUGACAACGGACAGUUUGUUUCAAGUGUCUGCUGGAGACGGAAAUCUGGCAUGGUUGUUGCUGCUAAUUCCAGUGGGUGCAUAAAAUUGUUGCAGAUGGUUUAAAAUAAAGGCGAUCCAAUCAGGGAUCAAUUGUGGAAUUGCUAUCACAAAUGGCUUUGCAGCAUGCAAUUUCUGGCUGUUAUGUCUGAAGCACCAUGCUUCAGUGUGGGCUGGAUGUUUAACCCCAGGAAAACUCAGAAAAUCUGAAGACAUUCCAGGUUCUCCUGCUCGUGAAAUAGAAGGGCUUCUGGUUUUCGUCUCUACUCUAAGUCUCAUGAUGAAUCUUUUGUGGUCCUGAGCAUUGGGACAGAAUGGAAGUCUAGGAAUUGAAUCAGAUUCAAGAACUAUGAGCCAAACGAAUGACAGCAGUGUCUUCGAAGACACUAGAUCUUAGAACUUCAUAGUUCAUAGUUAAUGCAGCCCCAAGAAAUUGCUAGAUGAAAAGCAGAGAUCAUGUUGCAGUUGCCAGAGAUGCCUGAAUAACUGCUCUCAUGUUUGCCAAGAGAUCUACAUCAAAUCCAAUGGUAGCAGAUUGGCUUUUCAGAUAAAGCUAUAAUUGCCAUUUGUUUGAUUGAAACUUGAGGUUGUGAUGAAAGCUGGCAUUGAUUUUGGAUCAGAUUCUCAGAACUGAUCUGUACUAGGCGUAAAGUCCCAUAAAUUUUAGAUGGAGGACUCACGUAUGUUACCGUGUUGACUGUUCAUAGGAUACUGUUGCAGCUUAGGCAUAUUUGUUGAUUAGACAUCCUGUAAGCAGGGUUAAACAAUUGGAUUGUUGCCAAACCUUACAUUGCAUCUAACACUCGAUCAGCUGAUUGUAUAUUUCCUAUAUACUUGAUGUAUAUGAGAUUUUUUUGUUAGAAUAUGUGACUUGUUCCAUGUAUGUGUGACUUGUUCUAUAUGCUAGUCAA
Ilex paraguariensis (yerba mate) is the source of this 4248-nucleotide messenger RNA. NCBI's taxonomy places the organism in Eukaryota, Viridiplantae, Streptophyta, Magnoliopsida, Aquifoliales, Aquifoliaceae. The record is from the annotation of a GenBank genome assembly.